AUGAGUGUUGCAACAGAGCAUCACUCAAAUGCACCGUCUGAUUUGGUUCAAAUUGGAUACAAAGUCAUGAAUGGACAGCAACCAAUACUCUCACAUAUUUCAUUAGCAAUGCUUGUAAUUUGUGACUUGCUUACCCGUUUGCAUGUGUAUGUCAAUCGGGUGUUCAACGCAAUAACAGGAGGGAAUGCCACCCCAGCGACGAAUGAGUUAGGAUUGCAAAUUAGACGGUUGUGCCCUCUUCAGAGCGUGAAGUCACGGAGAAAAAUCGAUCAAAGUACCAAAGAUGCGGUCGUCCAAGGCAUGCUAGACAAGUUUGUUAUCGGCGAUGAUUUUGAUAAUGAUGAACAAGCUCAAGAAAUCCUCGAUAGAAAGGCAUAUUUGCUAUACAAGAACUGGAGGUACAAUCUAAAGGAAGAGUUCCUCAAACUUGAGGAAAAGGGUGUUGAUGACCCCUAUAGUCAUUCGCCUAGUGGAGUGAGCUUGGAGGACUGGAAAUAUCUGAUUGAUGUUGCUUGGAAAGACGAAUUCACUUGAAACGCUCUAAAGCUAGUAAAGCCAAUAGGGGUAUGCUCCCCUAUAAUCAUACAAGUGGAUCGCGAUCAUUUCCUAUAGCAAUGUCACUUAUGGUGAGAAAUUAUUAAUUUAGUAAUGUAAUGGAUGAUUGAUUGUUCCUUUUUUUUUUU
This is a messenger RNA of Camellia sinensis, 683 nucleotides long. NCBI's taxonomy places the organism in Eukaryota, Viridiplantae, Streptophyta, Magnoliopsida, Ericales, Theaceae. The record is from RefSeq and is a predicted model, not a curated record.